AUGGGAUUUAAAUCCAGGGAGGGAAGCUUAGGAGGGGAGAGAAGGAGGGACAGAGAAGCACCAAGCUCUGCAGCCCGAGGGGCCCAGUCCCUGGGGGAAGUGUUGGAAGUGGUGCCCAGCAGCCUCUGAGGUCUCCGAGAGCAUCUGCUCCCUGUCUCCCCAAGGAUGGGUCUCCGGGGGAUGUUCUGCUUCCCCCUGGGGCUCCUCUUUGGCUCUGUGCUGUUGGUGGCCUCAGCCCCGGCCACCCUCGAGCCUCAGGGCUGCAGCGACAAGGAGCCGCAGGUUACUGUCAGCCACACCUACAAGAUUGAUGUGCCCAAGUCCGCUCUGGUCCAGGUCGAGACUGACCCCCAGCCCCUUAGUGACGAUGGAGCCUCGCUCCUGGCCUCAGGGGAGGCCGAGGAACAGAACAUCAUCUUCAGGCACAACAUCCGCCUACAGACGCCACAGAAGGACUGUGAGCUGGCAGGCAGCGUCCAAGCCCUCCUGGCCCGAGUGAAGAAGCUGGAGGAAGAGAUGGCAGAGGUGAAGCAGCGGUGUGAUGUCCAGCGCUGCUGCCAAGGAGUUGCCGGUGCCAACGGCCACUGCAGCGGCCACGGGACCUUCUCCCCCGAGACCUGCGGCUGCCGCUGCGAGCAGGGCUGGGAGGGCGCCGCAUGCGAGCGGCCAGCCUGCCCCGGGGCGUGCAGCGGCCACGGGCGCUGCGUGGACGGCCGCUGCGAGUGCGACGCGCCCUACGUGGGCGCCGACUGCGCCUACCCCGCCUGCCCCGAGAACUGCAGCGGCCACGGUGUGUGCGUGCGCGGCGCGUGCCGGUGCCACGAGGACUUCACGUCCGAGGAUUGCAGCGAGCGCCGCUGCCCCGGCGACUGCAGCGGCCAUGGCUUCUGCGACACGGGCGAGUGUUACUGCGAAGAGGGCUUCAGCGGCCCGGACUGCGCCCAGGUGGUGGCCCCUCAGGGCCUGCAGCUGCUCAAGAGCACAGAGGAUUCCCUGCUGGUGAGCUGGGAGCCGGCCAGCGAGGUGGACCACUACCUCCUCAGCUACUACCCCCUGGGAGAGGAGCUCUCUGGGAAGCAGAUCCAAGUGCCGAAGGAGCAGCACAGCUAUGAGAUCCUCGGUUUGCUGCCUGGCACCAAGUACAUGGUUACCCUGCUCAACGUGAAGAAGGAGGUUUCCAGCCGCCCACAGCAUCUGCUUGCCACCACCGAUCCGGCUGUGCUUGGCACCGCGUGGGUGACAGAGGAGACUGAGAGCUCCCUGGAUGUGGAGUGGGAGAACCCCCCGACCGAGGUGGACUACUACAAGCUUCAGUAUGGCCCUCUGACAGGGCAGGAGGUGGCUGAGGUCACCGUGCCCAGGAGCGGUGACCCCAAGAGCCGAUAUGACAUCACUGGUCUACAGCCCGGAACAGAGUAUAGGAUCACUGUCAUCCCCAUGAAAGGAGAACUGGAGGGCAAGCCGAUUCUCCUGAAUGGCCGCACAGAAAUCGAUAGCCCAACCAACGUGGUCACCGACCGAGUGACAGAAGACACAGCGGUAGUCUCCUGGACCCCAGUCCAGGCUGUCGUAGACAAGUACGUGGUGCGCUACACCUCUGCUGAUGGGGACACCAGGGACAUGGCGGUGCCCAGGGAGCAGAGCAGCACCGUCCUGACGGGCCUGAAGCCGGGAGAGGCGUACAGAGUCUACGUGUGGGCCGAGAGGGGCAGCCAGGAGAGCAAGAAGGCCGACACCAAGGCCCUCACAGACAUUGACAGCCCCCAAAACCUGGUGACCGACCGGGUGACAGAGAACACGGCCACCGUCUCCUGGGACCCGGUGCAGGCCGUCAUCGACAGGUACAUGGUGCGCUACACGUCUGCCGAUGGAGACACCGGGGAGGUGCCGGUGGGGAAGGAGCAGAGCAGCGCCGUGCUGAGGGGCCUGAGGCCGGGCGUGGAGUACACGGUCCAGGUGUGGGCCCAGAAGGGGACCCGAGAGGGCAAGAAGGCCGACACCACGGCCCCGACAGACAUUGACAGCCCAACAAACCUGGUGACCGACCGGGUGACAGAGAACACGGCCACCGUCUCCUGGGACCCGGUGCAGGCCGUCAUCGACAGGUACAUGGUGCGCUACACGUCUGCCGAUGGAGACACCGGGGAGGUGCCGGUGGGGAAGGAGCAGAGCAGCACCGUGCUGACGGGCCUGAGGCCGGGCGUGGAGUACACAGUCCAGGUGUGGGCCCAGAAGGGGGCCCGGGAGAGCAAGAAAGCCAACACCACGGCCCCAACAGAUAUUGACAGCCCCCAAAACCUGGUGACCGACCGGGUGACAGAGAACACGGCCACCGUCUCCUGGGACCUGGUGCAGGCUGUCAUCGACAGGUACAUGGUGCGCUACAGGUCUGCCGAUGGAGACACCGGGGAGGUGCCGGUGGGGAAGGAGCAGAGCAGCGCCGUGCUGACGGGCCUGAGGCCGGGUGUGGAGUACACGGUCCAGGUGUGGGCCCAGAAGGGGGCCCGGGAGGGCAAGAAGGCGGACACCAUGGCCCCGACAGACAUUGACAGCCCAACAAACCUGGUGACCGACCGGGUGACAGAGAACACGGCCACCGUCUCCUGGGACCCGGUGCAGGCCGUCAUCGACAGGUACAUGGUGCGCUACAGGUCUGCCGAUGGAGACACCGGGGAGGUGCCGGUGGGGAAGGAGCAGAGCAGCGCCGUGCUGACGGGCCUGAGGCCGGGUGUGGAGUACACGGUCCAGGUGUGGGCCCAGAAGGGGGCCCGGGAGGGCAAGAAGGCGGACACCAUGGCCCCGACAGACAUUGACAGCCCAACAAACCUGGUGACCGACCGGGUGACAGAGAACACGGCCACCGUCUCCUGGGACCCGGUGCAGGCCGUCAUCGACAGGUACAUGGUGCGCUACAGGUCUGCCGAUGGAGACACCGGGGAGGUGCCGGUGGGGAAGGAGCAGAGCAGCGCCGUGCUGACGGGCCUGAGGCCGGGUGUGGAGUACACGGUCCAGGUGUGGGCCCAGAAGGGGGCCCGGGAGGGCAAGAAGGCGGACACCAUGGCCCCGACAGACAUUGACAGCCCAACAAACCUGGUGACCGACCGGGUGACAGAGAACACGGCCACCGUCUCCUGGGACCCGGUGCAGGCCGUCAUCGACAGGUACAUGGUGCGCUACACGUCUGCCGAUGGAGACACCGGGGAGGUGCCGGUGGGGAAGGAGCAGAGCAGCGCCGUGCUGACGGGCCUGAGGCCGGGCGUGGAGUACACAGUCCAGGUGUGGGCCCAGAAGGGGGCCCGGGAGAGCAAGAAAGCCAACACCACGGCCCCAACAGACAUUGACAGCCCCCAAAACCUGGUGACCGACCGGGUGACGGAGAACACGGCCACCGUCUCCUGGGACCCGGUGCAGGCCGUCAUCGACAGGUACAUGGUGCGCUACACGUCUGCCGAUGGAGACACCGGGGAGGUGCCGGUGGGGAAGGAGCAGAGCAGCGCCGUGCUGACGGGCCUGAGGCCGGGCGUGGAGUACACGGUCCAGGUGUGGGCCCAGAAGGGGGCCCGGGAGAGCAAGAAGGCGGACACCAUGGCCCCGACAGACAUUGACAGCCCCCAAAACCUGGUGACCGACCGGGUGACAGAGAACACGGCCACCGUCUCCUGGGACCCGGUGCAGGCCGUCAUCGACAGGUACAUGGUGCGCUACACGUCUGCCGAUGGAGACACCGGGGAGGUGCCGGUGGGGAAGGAGCAGAGCAGCGCCGUGCUGACGGGCCUGAGGCCGGGCGUGGAGUACACGGUCCAGGUGUGGGCCCAGAAGGGGGCCCGGGAGAGCAAGAAGGCGGACACCACGGCCUCCACAGACAUUGACAGCCCCCAAAACCUGGUGACCGACCGGGUGACAGAGAACACGGCCACCGUCUCCUGGGACCCGGUGCAGGCCGUCAUCGACAGGUACAUGGUGCGCUACACGUCUGCCGAUGGAGACACCGGGGAGGUGCCGGUGGGGAAGGAGCAGAGCAGCGCCGUGCUGACGGGCCUGAGGCCGGGCGUGGAGUACACGGUCCAGGUGUGGGCCCAGAAGGGGGCCCGGGAGAGCAAGAAGGCGGACACCACGGCCCUGACAGACAUCGACCCUCCCAAAAACCUUCGUCCAUCUGCCGUUACACAGUCCGGGGGGGUGUUGACCUGGACGCCCCCCUCUGCUCAGAUCAAUGGCUACAUUCUGACCUACCAACUCCCAGAUGGCACCGUUAAGGAGGUACAGCUUGGAAGAGGGAACGAGAGACUUGAGUUGCAAGGCCUUGAGCAGGGCAUCGCCUACCCAGUCUCCUUGGUUGCCUUUAAGGGUGAUCGCCGGAGCAGGAGUGUAUCUACCACCCUUUCCACAGUUGGUGCCCGUUUUCCACAUCCUUCCGACUGCAGUCAAGUUCAGCAGAACAGCAAUGUCGCCAGCGGUCUAUAUACCAUCUACCUGCAUGGUGAUGCCAGCCGGCCCCUGCAGGUGUACUGUGAUAUGGACACGGACGGAGGUGGCUGGAUUGUCUUCCAAAGGCGCAACACUGGACAGCUGGAUUUCUUCAAGCGCUGGCGGACCUACGUGGAAGGCUUUGGGGACCCCAUGAAGGAGUUCUGGCUUGGACUCGACAAGCUGCACAACCUCACCACUGGCACUGCCACCCGGUAUGAGGUGAGAGUGGACCUACAGACAGCCAACGAGUCCGCCUAUGCCGUGUAUGAUUUCUUCCAGGUGGCCUCCAGCAAGGAGCGGUACAAGCUCUCAGUCGGGAAAUACAGAGGCACGGCCGGGGAUGCUCUUACUUACCACAACGGAUGGAAGUUUACAACUUUUGACAGAGACAACGAUAUUGCCCUCAGCAACUGUGCCCUGACACAUCAUGGUGGCUGGUGGUAUAAGAACUGCCACUUGGCCAACCCCAACGGCAGAUACGGGGAGACCAAACACAGUGAGGGGGUGAACUGGGAGCCAUGGAAAGGACAUGAAUUCUCCAUUCCUUAUGUGGAGUUGAAAAUCCGCCCUCAUGGCUACAGUGGAGAGCACGUCCUGGACAGAAAGAAGCGGACACUAGGAGAAAAUUCGAGAAUGUUCUGAUGGCCUAUUUGAACAGUCAUCACACGAGACAAGACCAGCCCAGGGUUGGGGCUAUGUAGGCUUGGGGCAAGGUGGGUAGUGGUGACUGGUUAAUGGAAGUUUGAGGGAUACUCCUGGCCUCUGGUUUCUGAGAUGGCUGGGUAACCUCCAGGACAAAGUGUGUGACCAAACUUCAGACCACACAGGUCUCUGUCACCUGCAUUUCUGCCCAUCUGUAUUGGGGACCUGCAAAUCAACACAAUAGUAUAUAUGAGAAAGAACACCGGACUGCAAGUUCGUCAGUCUGUCUUCAGUAGCAAAUAUAUGGGAUUGGGGAGUAGGGGGAAGGGAAAAGAAUCAUCUAGCACUUCACCAGUUGGUGUGUGUGUGUGUGUGUGUGUGUGUGUGUGUGUGUGUAUCUUUUCUCUAGAAAGCUGUACCAAGGAGGGGUUCUAUUUGAUGACCAAGGGGCUUAACGUAGUCUGAUGCUUGUUACCUCCCAUGACCACUGGGAUUUGAGGAAAAAGGUAUAAAUCUUCACCUGUUUAAAAAAUGCUAGACCAGGAGAAAGAACAAAGGGACCAAGACUGAUUCACAUAGAGCUAAGUUGUGACCAGUAUCCAGCAGGCUGGGAACCAAGCUUCCGUGUUACCCCCCUUUUCAAGUUCCCCCUUCCCACAUAUUUGCAUAAUCACUUUCAGAGAUCUGCAUAUGUUGUGAAUAAAUUCUCACUCGUUUCAGCUUUAAA
Molecule: messenger RNA, 5839 nt
Organism: Felis catus (domestic cat)
Lineage: Eukaryota; Metazoa; Chordata; Mammalia; Carnivora; Felidae
Gene: TNN
Product: tenascin N
Exons: 23
Coding region: 166-5112 (1648 amino acids)
Molecular function (GO): protein binding
Source: RefSeq, a predicted model, not a curated record